This is a messenger RNA of Wasmannia auropunctata (little fire ant), 3551 nucleotides long. RefSeq lists its product as uncharacterized. The record is from RefSeq and is a predicted model, not a curated record. Bases 2111 to 3298 code for a protein of 395 amino acids. NCBI's taxonomy places the organism in Eukaryota, Metazoa, Arthropoda, Insecta, Hymenoptera, Formicidae. Gene Ontology annotation, cellular component: extracellular region. Gene Ontology annotation, molecular function: chitin binding. The transcript is spliced from 2 exons.
CUAAAAUAAUAAAGAUGUUGUUCUUGGAUUAUUUUUACGAUACUUUUAACUUGAAGACAAAAUAAACUAACGUAUUAACAGAUAAUUUGCAGUCAUCUGUUAAAUUAUAUUUAAUACUUAAAUAUUUGUACAGUGACGAGAUGUAGCUAUCGAAAUUCAAAUUAUGUUCGUUCGAGUGCAUAAAAUAUUCAUACUAGCAUAAUUAUACGGGAAAUUUAUUUAUAUCAUUCCUUUGGGAUCUCACGUCAUAAAUUUUUUUGUUACCUGCAUGUUUUUAAGGUGAGACUCGAUAUUCGAAACGAUGAUUCGAUGAAAGUAUUAGGCCUUAGAUUUUCUUAGUUUGCAUUUAUCAGUUUUCAUUCAUUUAUAUUUUGCAUCUUUUUUGUUAUUAAAGUUUCGUAUAUUUAUAUCGCAUUUAUAAUAGAGUUAUAAUAGAGUUUUAACAUUUAUAAUAGAGUUUUAACAUUCGCGGAAAGUAAUCCGAUUUAUUUAGAUUAUAUGGUUGUGAUUGAAAGUUUUCUUUUUAAAAGGUUCUGAUUAGUUAAUAUCUUUUAUUUUUGAUCGAAUGUAUUAUCACGCGUGUAAAGUAGAUAAUAAAUAUUUUAAACUUAUUCCUGGUAGUUCUAUAUAAUUUAUUUGAUAUGGCCUUUCGCGACGCGUUUCGCGUAUCGUGAGAAAGAGCGUAAAAUUAUUACGCUCAUUUAUCGGCUAUGAUCAGCCGGCAUAGAAGGAAUGUUUCUCCUUUGUGUCUCUGGCUAUAUGCCAGAGUGGUCCUGGCCAGCCUAAUAAGGUGAGUCCAAACUGGACAGGAUAAAGAAGAGGAUUUUUACAAGGUAGGUCGGUGUUCAAAAACACCGCCAAUAUAAUGUAAACUUACAUGAGGUAAGAUUCUAUAAUAAUUCUUGCACAUACGUGUGAUUGCACGUAAUAAUUGGAGACUGUGAAAGGUGUUUUUUAGAUGAAAUCUCGCUUAAACCUUAAACCAGUUUAAUUCCAAUGUAUCCUUGCGGAAUUAAAAUUUUAUCUUUUAAAAUUUCAUACAUCCUCUUUUAAACUUUCUUAAAUUUCUUUUUAAAAUCUGAUGCAUUUCCGUAAUCUCGGAUAAUCGCGAUCGCGACUAAUUAAUUAUCGGGUAGGUAGGAAUAUAAUGAUAUAAUUAAAUAUUUAAUAGUUAGGCAGUUAAAAAUAUGGAUAGGUAUAGGAAUAUGAGUAGAUAAGAAAAACAUAGAGAUAAUAUGGGUAGAUAGAAACACGAAAAGAUUCUUCUAAUUCGAUUCUUUAACUUAUUUUAAUUAUUCAAUUCCAUAGUUUGAAAUGAAAAUUAGUUUUAUUGUUGCAUGUACUUGUGUAAAUGGAAUUCUAAUUACUUUCUCGUGUAACCAAUCUCUAAACCUACGGAUCUUACUGGAAUCUUGAAUGUGGCGCAUACAUCGGGAGGGUAAUCUUGAUACUGUGGAGGAUAGAGGUCAAGAAUAGAAACUUAUGGAUAAAUAGGAUUACCAAGUGCUGCGAACAUUUAAAUUUAUAUACAUGCGUACGAUUUUUUUGCAAUUUGUCGAGAGGUUUCGUUGAGAGACUUCGCGAUAACUUAAUUGCUUUAGAAGCAAUACAUUACUGUGCCUGCAUUGUAACGAUAUCGUGUUGUUGAAAUGUCAUUGCGUAAUAUAUGCAAUCAAAGUUCUUAACAGUUUUUUUUACGUUUUCUGCCAAAAUGCACAAGUACGUUAUACAUUAAAAGGCAUAUAAAAACAUUUUAUACAACAGAUACACGAUUAAGAGUGCGUUCCAACGCACUCGCAAUGCUCGUGAGCAUCACUCGUCCUUAUUUAAUUCAUUUACUAAACAACAAGAUUACAAUGAUUCCAAAAGCGUUGUGAGCUCCAAGUGGAACUCAGCCUCCUCAGUGUGUCAGGUAUUGUCAUGAAAGAUAAAGAGAGGAAGGUAGAGCAUCGAAAGGGAGGGGGAGACUCAUCCUCGAGUUACUUUCACUCGAACUCCUCGUAACGCCGUGUAGUGAUGUUCUAGACGAUGGGAGCGGAGCUCCUGCUGCUUUCCGCUUAAAUCGAACUCGCGUAAUCCUUUAGUGAACUUACAUUUUUAUUAAAAAAAAAUGGCAUUUUUCUGGACUCUACAAUUGUAUCUUCUACGAUCCACGCUGUUUGUCGUUAUUGUCCACGCUGAAGAAGUUUUUAAUACCACUCCGCCAGCCGUUAAAACGAGUUUCUCCUGUUACAACCGGCCUAUGGGAUUUUACGCUGAUGUCGAAGCGAAUUGCAAAGUGUAUUACACGUGCGACGAUCACGGGAACGUGUUCACUUACCGAUGCCCCGAUGGAACGGCUUUCCGUCAAGACACCUCGAUAUGCGACCACGCUUAUCUCGUCGACUGUCAAGCGACUGUUCACCCGCCGACUCAAUUUCCAAACGAGAAUAUCGACAGGGAAAUCGCGCAUGCAGCCUCCUCGCCGAGGUCCCCGGUGGAAUCGAUCAACUCGCUCGACGAUCAUCGAUUGUCAUUCUCGCGUUCCUUCCGAGUGAUCCAACGGCCCGACAAAUCCGCGCCCGAUAAGCUUCAAUCCGGCUUCGUCUUCAGCGCGAGUCUGUUCUUGAGGAAUCAGCAGGAUCGAACGCGGAAUCAAGCCAGGCAAGUCACCGACACCUGCACGACGUGCAACGCUGAUGCAAGAAAUGACCGCAUGACAGUCCCCACUGCACAGACGCAUGCCAAACAGUACGAUACUUCGAAUCCACGUAACGACAAAUCAACCGCGCCAAGACAAUCGUUGUCGGAGACCCGCGACAAAGGCGCCGCGUAUCUGAAUCGCUCGUACGAGCCGCUCUCUAAUUCUUCGCCCGCGAAAGCGAUAGCAUCGGAAGAUAAUAAUCAGCAUUCUCCUCCGCGUGAGAAAUCUCCCUCGAGUUACAACAACGAUUUCCACCCGUACUCGGAGACGUUACGAUCGAUUCAAGCUCAUGCGAAUUACGUAAAAUUCACCACGGACAUUCCCGUGCACGCUUUGACGCUCUCCUUGAAGCCGCUGAUACCUAACGAGCUGGAAUAUGAUCCUUACUAUCCCAGACAACCGACGUCCACCGAGGCGUAUUACACACCGAGCAAUCGCAACAAGAUCGACGCGAGCACCCGGUUUUCCAGCUCUAGUCAAGCGCCGCUGAUAUUCACGCACUCCAAUCUCUCUUUCGAAAUCCCACCUGUGCUGCCGGAUUUGAACACCUUGGAGGAUCUGGUCGAUCGCCGGAAGUUCUUCUAUAUUCCGCGCACAAAUGUGAAAUCAUUAUGACGCGCCAUUAACUGUUUAACCGUCAUUUCGCACGAUGUUACGUGCGAAAGAAUUUUUAAAUAUUUUUCGUUUUGCAAUAUCGCAAAAUAGCUACGCAUAUGUUCAUUAUAUUUGUAUAUUAUAAACGUUUUAAUAAACGUCGAAUAUCAUGGAACUCGGUGGCUCCAAAGGAGCCUGUGUUCUUGGAGCGGAUGAAACAUGACUCGUUACCAUGCUGAAAAAAAAAUAUAAUAAAGUUGAAUUUUGAACUUUA